This is a messenger RNA of Cladocopium goreaui, 2544 nucleotides long. Lineage: Eukaryota; Dinophyceae; Suessiales; Symbiodiniaceae. The record is from the annotation of a GenBank genome assembly.
AUGACGGUGACAAGGACACGGGAUGGUGUCCCAGGAUGGUCAGGGGAUCCCUCAACAUGGUUGGAGUUCAAGCAGGCAGCCAGGUUGUACGUAGCGUCAACAAAGGUAGAGAACAGAUACACAUGUGGGCCAAAAAUAGCAGCUGAACUCACAGGGGCAGCGAAGACUGCCAUCACAGGGAAGAAGAGCACAUGGCUCAGUGAUGCGAGCGGCGCCGAGACUCUGCUGCAGUACCUUCAGUCCACCAUCGGCGAGCCAGCGUUGCCGGAGGUGGGGAACUUCAUGCGGCAGUAUUUCAAGGUGCUCAAAAGGAAGAGAGGAGAGGCAAUGACGGCCUUUUGCGUUCGACAUCGUGAAGAGUACGAGCGCAUGUGCAGGUCGCUGGCACGCAUGGUGCGGGAGCACAAGCAGGGCCAUGGGAAAAAGGCGGCAAGUGUCGGCACAAAGACCAACUCAGAGCCAGCCCCGUCACAGCCACCACCCUCACAGACAGGGGCGGAUGACAACCUAGAGGGCGAUGAUCCAUCCACCUCUGCGGCAGGGAACUCUGAUGGCAACACAUGGCAAGCAAACCCUUGGUGGAGCAGCUCCUACUACGGGUGGCAGUCAGGAUGGGGAUGGCAUCAACCAUGGGGGAGUUGGUCCUAUGACAAAUGGUAUGACGAGGGGAGCAAGACAGCCCUCAGCACGGUCAGCGAAUGUGAAGAUGAGGACAAGGUGGAGAUCCUGCCGGAUGCCGUGCUGGGCUGGUUCCUCUUGGAAAAGUCGGGCUUGGACACCUUGGAGAAGAGCGUCAUCCAGGGAGAGAUCAAGGGGGAUUUCACCCUGGCGGGCGUCGAGCAUGCCCUUCGAAGCCACUGGUCAGACGACCAGAUACGCAAGCGAGACGGAGAUGCAAAGCAUGUGGCGGCCUUUCAAGACGAAGAUGAAGACCCACCCUCGGACGAGGAUGAGGCUUUGACUGAGGAGAUGACACCCGAAGAGAUGUCCUGGUACCAGGAGGCCAAGGCUGACGAGUACAAGGCAUAUGCACAGUUUCAGCAAGCAAAGAGGACACUGAAGGAGGCCAGAGCUCGCCAGCAUGAGGUGAAGUUGGCUCGGAAGUACUACAAAGUUUCCUCUACGUCUUCCAGUUUGGGAGGCAAGACGUUCUCAGGCAGCCGGCCUGUGAAGGGCCCAUGCUUCAAGUGUGGGGCAAUGGGUCACCAGGCCAAAGAAUGUCCAAAACGUGAAGAACGAGCCCAACUGGUGUCGGAAGCCGAGGAGCUUGCUGAGUACACCACCUACUUCACGGUCGAUGACGAGUCUGUGCACGGUCAGGAGGGCACGAUCAAGGACACCAUGAAUGGCAAUUGCGAUGAGCUGGCCAUGACGGCCCAAUCCAUGCCACCCACGACGUUGGAGGCCAUCCAUCAGGGCAAGGCCAUCAUCGAUGGGGGGGCCACCAAGACAAUGGCGUCAGUGUAUGCCUUGGAGAAGCUCUCCCAGGCCAACAUGGACAAGCGAGGUGAGUCAGGCGUGGCCAAGGUAGAUGGCCACAACCGACCCAUCUUUGGCUUUGGAAACUCCCAGAAAGCGAAGUGCCUGAGCACAUGCAUCAUGAAGAUUCCCAACCAGAAUCAGCCUAUGAACCUGCAGGUGCAUGUGGUUGACGAAGGGCAAGCUCCAGUCCUUCUGAGCGUGGACACACUUCGCAAGCUGGGUGCCGUGAUCGAUUUCACCAAGGAUCAGGCAGUUUUUUCCAAGGUAGUCACCAUGCAGGGCGAGAAGAUGAAGCCCCACUACCAGUGCACCAAGAGCGAAUGCGUUCAGGAGCUGCUACAGUAUCAAGUGGUGGCACACAAGGAUUUGACCCUCCAGGAGCUCCGGGUCCUUCUUCGCGAAGCUCGCAAGAAGGAGGGCAUCAUUGCUCCUCGCGAGGACAACACCAUCAUGGAGGAGAUCAAGAAAGGCAAACUGGACACCCUGCGCCGUAUGUGUGCGGCCCGGGACAUUGGCAUCAACUCCAAGACCACGGUUGGGGAGAUGAGGUUGGCUCUCCGCCAAUGGCUGAUCGAGUCUGGCACGGGCGACACCACCUACGAGAUUGGCCAGCAUGCCGGGGCCACCUUCAACGAGAUCAUGCACAACAAGCCGGACUACAUCCAGUGGGCCAUCAAGGAGGUUCAGACAGCCCCUCAGGCAGACUGGCGCCUGAUGCAGCUGGCACGCUGGGCCACCAAGAUGCAGCACAACACGGAUCUCUGGAAGGACGAAGAGGUGUAUGUCACCAAGGAGAUCAAACAGAGCUUGGCAACAAAGAUGAAGCCAGCUGGUCAAGCGGGCCCACCACCAAUGCCGUCCACGGCCACUUCCAGCCAAGAGAAUGUCCAGGCCAACGACAUGAUGAACAUGAUGAAAACCAUGAUGGGCCAGAUCCAAGUGCUCUCUCAGGAGCUACAGGAGGUGAAGUCCUCCCGGGCAGGCAGUUCCUAUUCUGCCAAGACCCGCAAGACCACGAGCACCAAUGGGGGGUUCGAAGAGAUCGAAGUGGAGGAGUCUUAG